Varroa destructor (honeybee mite) is the source of this 5261-nucleotide messenger RNA. RefSeq lists its product as uncharacterized. Gene Ontology annotation, biological process: negative regulation of centriole replication. NCBI's taxonomy places the organism in Eukaryota, Metazoa, Arthropoda, Arachnida, Mesostigmata, Varroidae. Gene Ontology annotation, molecular function: microtubule binding. The record is from RefSeq and is a predicted model, not a curated record.
ACGCUGCUCAUUCUCGCUGAGUUGCCGCAUACACCCUGUCUCGGCGGCGGCGGCGGCCGUCUGCACGAGCACUCAACUGAACUGUUACACCCGCCCCCUUCUCCCGGCCGUUUCAAACAGCCAGCGCCAUUCAGUCAGUGUAGGCCACCAGCAAGGCCGUCGCUACCAGCCAACGGUACUCGGGACGUUGUCUGCGACCGCAUCGGCAGGUCCACUUCUGCUGCAGCUGUCGCUUCAGGCUGCUCAGGUGAAAAAAGUGAACGAUUCUCCGCGGCUAUCGGCCUGUACCCACGCAUAAUACCAGUAGCAGCUGAAGUCAACGUAGUCGCGCUCAAGGAGCCCGUUCAGCAAAUCGCCAGUCUUGCGGCCUCGACGAUCUACUGAAAGUGCACAACAUUCUCAUCGGCGCCUCGUUUGUGCAUUUGUCCGUUUGCUGCUUGAUAAUGAACGCCAACCUUUUACUGAGUCGCCCGUUUUCCUGAUGGAGUAGACUGUAGCAAGGACAGCAGCGUUCAUCGUGGUAGCACUCAUCCACCUAACUAUCUUUCGUUUACGAAAGAAAUCUAUUCGGUGACCAAUCUACUCACGAAAAAAGAUUCAUUCACAAAGCGUAUGCAUGCACUACUGUGUUAUUCAUAGGAGCUAAUUACAUACUUAUGUACGUCUUGUUUUGGCCACUGAGGUUCCUAUUCUACUUGAACUUCUACGUUAAGCCCAUCGUGCAAAGAAAGAGCGAGUAUCUUUGAUAAGCUAUGCUGUUGUCGGGCGUUGUGGCGACCUCUUGCAUUAAAUCAACAAGCCAAAUCCAAAGCCAAGUUAACUUGUAACUUGUAGGCAACCUUGAGCACUGCGGUCGAAAAAUUCGAGUUGGCCAUAGCAGAGAGCGGGACCGCAAUCCGCGUAUGCAUAUUUAAUAGCACUAUUACUACCACGUGGGCAACGAUAUACGAAUUUGCUUGUUCUGUGAGUGCCGUGCCUGUGAAAGGUAGUGCUUCUAGUACCAAUUUUUAUUUUCAAAGACGCGCACCCAUACGACGAGUUCAGCAGAACGAAAAGAAGAACGUCGUAACGUUGAACUAAGUGAACGGAAAGGGCGUCGUCGCCGUCUUUGUUGACUGGUUGUGCAAGAAGCUAUACAGAAAUAUCCAAAGCGAAAUAAAGUGUGCUUAACGCCCGUAGUGAAUCGGCCGCUAGACAGCUGUUACAGGAACUGCGAGCCGGAGAGUCCCAGCGAGCGAGAACCAGUGUAAAGGUAGCACUUUAUUGCUACGAAAAUGGGCGAUGUACGUAAUAUCCUCCGUGGGAGGGACGCAAUGAACGAUGUCAUGUCGCAAUCACAUCCGGCUCCGGACAACCAACAUCCGCAUUCGCCCACCUCCAGCGACCCCUGGAGAUGGACAGAAUACAAGAGCAAGUACCGGCCCUUCUCGCAGUAUUCUUACAGUGGGGGCUCAUGGCACCGAAACCAGCCCCUGGACGCUACCGAUGGGCCCAGUUCCUGGUACGCAGAGGUCGCCGAGAGGAUACACAAGGCGGAGGAGUACAAGACGCGCUCGCGUUCUUCUGGCAUCGGGGAGACGGAUUAUCCCUCGGAGCGAAACCGUCUGAUCUGGAGUAAUUCGGUGUCCGCGCUAACGUUACACGAUACGGUUGAUAGCGCCGCGGGAUAUCGCCGGCAGAAGAGCAGAUUCCACUCACUGGGACCGGCUUUCUCCUUGACCAAGGACAGUAAGCCGUCGUUGCCCGCUUCAGCUGGCGGCGGAGCCGCUCGUACUAUCAGCAAGCCACGCACCAGUCGAAGCGUUUCACGUAGACGAGUUGCAGAUGGCGGAAAACCUCCACCGCAAGGGGCCUCUCCAACUAAGAGCACAACCCUGAUUCGUACGCCUUCUAAAACACCGCCCAAGAAGGACGGCGAACCUAAAGACGGCACAAAGGAUUCAAAACCGCGAGCGGUUGUAAAACCAACUCCCGCCAAAGAGGAUAAAGCGAAACAAGAUGACAAAAAAUGGAUCAAACCUUCAACCAAUGAUACUAUCGAAAAGGAAAAAGAAAAAGAUAAGAGCCCACCAGCUGCCACGUCCGCUCCGAAGGAGACCAAGCCCGCUGCCCCUACACCAAUAGCUCAGACUACUAGCAAUAACGAUAAACCUGCCGAACUAGCAAAGAGCGAGAAUACAAAACCAACUCCCGUCGAACCACCAGUUACUGAUAAACAAAACGUGCCCGUUAAAAAAGAGGAGCCAGCUAAACCGGAAUCGGCGAACCCGGAGGAACCCGCAAAAACCAUUGAAACUCCGAUGUCAGCAGGGGCGGCUGAGCCUCCGAAGACGGCCGCGCCUGCAGUUGCGCCGCCUGCUAAAGCAGCAGCGUCCGCUGCAUCUGCCGCCUCCCCGGUGCCUGCAGCACCACCUGCUGCCAGCGCGACACCUGCUAAUGCCCCUAAGGCUGCUCAGCCCGAUGUGAAGCCCAUAGUCCCUGUUCCACCCGCGUCUACUUCCAGUGCUACACCCGCAGCAGCAGCAACGCUGUCUGCGCCCUCUGCAGCCCCGCACUCAGCCUCGGCUCCGGCACCGGCUGCCGCUCCACCUCCAGCCAUCCCUUCGCAAUCAACAGUAACAUCAGCAGCUGCUGUUCCCAUCGCGCAGCAGAAACCGGCGCCGCCCAUCGACCCAAUGGCGCAAUCAUUUAUUGAUCCUAGUACGAUCGGAGGCGGGGGAGGCAUCAAAGCUGCACCAAAACCUGGAGAUUUUAGCUUGGCCAGGUCAAGGCUGGAUGAGUUCUGGGCGGAGGGUAAAUAAGAGAAGUACACACAGUGUAUUAAUUUAAUGUGUUACUACCGGAUACACACACACUAUUAUACAUACAUUUGCAUUUGAGUAUGCGCUUCUCACGCUCAACAACGAACCGCGCUCUGUUACAUGACAGAGGGCUCAGAUAUUGUCAUAAGCAAUCAUAUAAUCGAACGUACGCGGCUACCAUCUGCUAUGAGCAGGUGGCAAACAAAAUGGAAGGAGCCUUUUUCGGGCCGUACCCAGAGCCCGUCCGGGCUUUCAUCAUGAUCGCCAUUAUGAUUGUUCCGAUAGGUCACCAUAAUGGUGACGGUUGUACCGAUGUAUGUAUUCUGUUUUGCUGCCAUCGUCUGUCACAUGAUGACAGCCGUGAGCUCCUUAUGUCACAAUGACAGGGCAUCACAGCAACCGACACGAGAUGACGCUGUAGUGGUUGAAGAUGUGUCAUCACCGUGCAGGUGUCCAGACAAAACGUGACGGAAAAACACCUACCGGUAGGAGGUGAAAGAUCAAGGUUAAUAGAGAACACGCGAGUUGUUGAAGUCACCAUUGUCACCUCAACUGACGCGACAAAGCUAGCACGAAGCAUCAAAUAAGAAGAUAAAAGAAAAUGGCAGCGGCACGCCAUGAAAGAGCAGGUUUUAGAUGGAAAGCGACAAAUGCACGUAUUCAUACGAGCAGCCGUCAUUUCAGUGAUGAUCUGCUUUAAACUAGAGACGGAGUAACUCACGGCAUGUGCACAUUCCAGUUAGCCGAGGAAAUCGAUGAAUGGGCCUCAGGAGCGCGAACCUGUCAAUCUGAACAAAUGUAUGUCCAAAGAAGCUAUCUUGCGCCGCUUAGUCCACCGAUCGAUUUCCCACUUCCUAUCCUGUUUCUAUUAAUUAUUUGUUGACAACCUUUUAUCAUAGAAGAAGCCUCCCUAAUUUCAUUCUUAAUUUUCGCCCCGUAUACGAGGCAUUCGUGAAUAAGUCUAUCGAGGAUCAGACAACUGAGUUAACUCUCCUUGCGGCGACGUAAGGACUCCGCAUCCUUUCCUCGGCCAUAUCCCACACACUUCUCAUCGGAACAAUAAAUGAUGAUAAUUUUUCCCUGCCUGCCCAUGCGUAAGAACCGUGCGGCGCCGGAACUGAAGCUAGUGCCCGUUAAUUCAUUUACCCGCCACAGAGUAUUCGAACAUCCGAUGCGGCUUGAUUCAGCAUUGGCAAAGGGUUUCUCCAAGGGGUCGAUUUUGGUAAUCAACAGCGCAUUAUCGUUAAUAAAAGAAACGAUAUGAUAAGCACGAGAAGGUGCAGUUUCUGUGAAAUGCAGAGAACGAAAAAAAGGCAACUAUCAAAGUCGAUCGAGGAUGCUUUUGCGUACCUAGACCACAAAUAGGUAGCAAGGAAGACUACAAAGGCCGUAUACUUUUUUCUGGUGAGCAGGUCUACGCCGUGUGCGCGGGACAUGCUCAGCUAACAUUGGCAGAGUUAAAAUCGGCUAGAGGCUAACAAUCUCACGACAGUCAUACACACAUACAUCUUUACUUGCAUCCUAUGUACCUAUCAAUUGACACAACGGUACGAAGACGAAGUGCAACAGUAUGAUAACGAUGACAUUCAUUAAAAUAUUAUUAAUAUAAUUAGAUUAAAAAAGACCAGCGUACACAUACUUGGAACUAUCUAUGCCCCCGGAAAAUUACUGGGGUAAGAAAUGCAUCGCUGUCCAAGAUUUCAGAUAAUGAAGUUCCCUGAUAACAGUUUUCUAGCUCACUUGUGCAUUUGUAGGCCAUAGCCCCGACAGAAAUGAAAUCACUUCAUCAAAUGAAAGAGAAGUAACGCAGUAAAGGGUUUUUACGCAGAUCGGAAUCGAAUCCGUGGUUUGGCAUAGGAGGGCGUCCUCAUAAACGUCCAGGUCAACCAGCAGCGCUGGUCUACGUCAAUUAAGACAACACGGAAUUCGACUCGACUGGCGUCACCAAUUCACGAUUCGAAGUCCGUUUUUAAGCAUUAAAGAGUUGGUUUGUGUAUAUGACUCUAAAUACUCCAUCGUAAUGUGCGGUAUAUGAAGAAAACGCGCACGUUUCUGCAGUGCACGCCUCAGAUGAUGAUAAAAUGGACUAGCAGACUGAAGUAGACAUGGCGUUCGUGUACGUCAAACGAGAAACAAUAUUCCCGAGGUAAGAUAUUGAAGAAGCGAACAAAAACUAAUAGUAGUCAUUAUAACUUAUACUAUGUCGCAUCCUAGUGUAACGAGCAACUCCCGCACUAUAAAAACACCAACAAUAGAAAGAACACAGAUAACAAUAGCUAUAAUACGAUACCGAUAAGCAGGAACAACAUAUUAAGGCGACAUUGCUUAGUUACUUAAUAAUAAAACAGAGAACCUAAACGGGAGGGAGUAAGGUAUUAGUAUGACAAGUAUUAUUAUUAUUUGUAUUGUCUACCGUAAACAAGAUUACUAAAUAAAAACUUUACAUUUUGUUCUCGUGUA